CCCUUCCCACACCACUCCGACUCACACCACUCUCUACUUCACGCUGAGUGAGACGCGUCUUACUUUAGGCAACGUAUGGGCAACGUUAAAGGCGACUUCGGUAACAAUCGUUUGGGCGAGUUGCCAGGCUGCCCUUACAUAGUCCAGGCGGCCCGUUCAACCUCCAAGCGACUUGGUACAAUUUUAAUGCAACUAGCUGCGACUCGCUGACAUUUCUGGAGCGACCGGGUACAACUCUGAUGCGCAACAAUUAAUCGCAGCGCGUGGGCGCGAUCGGUUGCAAGGUCUUCGGCGACUUGGUACAACUUACGGGCAACGGAGUCUAAGCGAUUUCACGCGCAGUUGAUGCAACUUUAUUACGUCUAGGCGACUGGAUGCAAAGAGGACAUGCGGCGACCGGUCGCAGGGUACAGGCGAUUUGUGACCGCAAUUUGCGGGCGACAAAAUUGCAGGCGGCAAAAAUUGCAGGCGACAAGUUGCUCAAAGCCGACCGAGUUCCACCUGUGAACGUGACGAAAUGUGUCAAAUUGAUUGCGAGUGGGAGAUCUGUUGCAUGUGGUUGCACGGGCGACGCGAAGCAACUCUACAGGACAGGUCAGUGCAGUGCAUACGACUACGAGAUCCCGCCCAUGGACAGACUGGUGGUGCAGACCGACAUACAGAUCGCACUGCCGGCCGGCUGCUACGGACGCAUCGCGCCGAGAUCAGGCCUGGCUGCCAAACACGGGAUCGACGUCGGAGCCGGCGUCGUAGACGAAGACUACAGAGGAAAUGUCGGUGUGGUGCUCUUCAACUUCGGGAAGAAGCCUUUUGUCGUUAAGAGGGGAGACCGGAUUGCACAGCUGAUUUGCGAAAAGAUCUUCUACCCCCAGCUGGAAGAGUGCACGUCACUGGAAAACACGGAACGAGGCAGCGGUGGUUUUGGAUCGACUGGAACAAACUAGAGGAACGGAAAUGAAGUGUGAGGAUUUGAGACUUUCGUAACAUGUAUUGUUCUUGCAUAAAUUACUGCCAUAUAAUCAAAUGCCAGUCCUUACAAUUUCAGUUGCGCUUUGACUACCAUUUCACUGUAACGCCAGUAUUUGUAUUAACUUCAAAAGUAGUUUGGAUACAUGUCACAAUGAGUGUUCUGUUUGUUAGUAAAAGCAUUACAAAAAAAUCUA
Molecule: messenger RNA, 1163 nt
Organism: Petromyzon marinus (sea lamprey)
Lineage: Eukaryota; Metazoa; Chordata; Hyperoartia; Petromyzontiformes; Petromyzontidae
Source: RefSeq, a predicted model, not a curated record